AUGGCGCAAGCAGAGCAUGCCCCUCACAAACAGCACUCCUUCACACACUCGCAACCACCCCAUCUACCCGUCAGUCCGACAUCGCCUGGACAAGAGCAUUGGGAUGGUACAUGUAGGCAAGAGGCAUGGCAGGCCAAACAACCAACACGGCCAGCACCCGCGACACCGUCGAGUGAUGUCAACGCCCAAUUCGACCACAAUCGAGAGCUCUCCGAAAGCAGCAUCCAACAAUCGCCCAGCAGUUCACCUCCACGCGUGUCCGGAUUAGCCAAGAGGAAAGCAGUGCCUUCGACUCUCAUACAGCAUGGGCCAGAGGUACGGGUGCAAGGAACCCCGGCCAGUCCCGUCAGCAUAAACCCGCCACACUUUGGUCUUGUCGAGGCUGAGACGGCAUCCAUCAACCAGGCUCUUGAGGACGAGUCACGGCGGAACUCCAGACACUCGCAAACACCAGACUCUGCGCGUAUGGGACAUUCCGUCGCCGCACUACCCAUCCGGACCGCAAGCAAGCAGCCUCAUGGGUAUCAUGAAUACAGCAACUCGCACAGUCGGCACUCGUCCUUCAACAAGUCACGAAUAGACGAGGAUGUUGAGUACCAUACGCCGCAAGAAGGACUACCAGAAAGUCCAGGACUCCAGUACCAUCAUGCGAACGAAAUCAGGCCGAAAAACCGCGUCUCGCAGAUGACAACGCAGUCGGGUUCGAGCUCGUCCAGCGACAAUCAUCGUCGCUCACAGUCGGGCUCGGACAAGCUUGGUGUUCCAGCACGCACUGGACUUCAAAGGCCUGCUUCUGCGUAUACCCUCGGCUCGGAUCAUCGCGGUCGCACCUUAUCACCAUUUAGCGCACAAGGUUCAGAUCAAUCACCUGGCCCUUAUGGUCGAGAUUUGUCCUCGUCCCGGAGAUCACCCUCUGCCAGACCAGUCAGCUAUGUCGACUUGCUCAACAACCUGCCAUACAGCCAGCAGAUCGCACCGGGGCCCCCGCGCAACAAUGCCUCUCUCCAGAGUGCUGUCGGUAGUGCAGCCAGUCUGCUGGACACGAAGAAGACGCUUGAUAUGUAUCGAGCGAAUGUGAAGAAGACAAAGGAUCCGGCCAUUCAAUAUGAGUUUGCUAUCUUCAUGAUCAACGCCGCAUCAGAAGCAAUGCCCGGGGAUGAAAUCGAUCCGACUGAGCUGCAAACCGAAGCCAAGCACAUCUUGCAAGGACUGGCUAAUCAAGCGUAUCCUUUCGCGCAGUACUAUCUGGGAGAUGGCUACUUUUCAGGUAUGUUCAACAAAGGCAAGCCAGAUUACGAUAAGGCGUUCCCACUUUUCGUAGCUGCAUCAAAACACGGACACGCCGAAGCAGGGUAUCGUGCAGCUUUGUGUUACGAGUUCGGGUGGGGCACAGCGAAAUCGUAUCCGAAAGCUGUUCAGUUCUACCGUAACAGCGCGUCGAAGAACCACCCGGGUGCAGCCACGAGAUUAGGACUGGCAUGCGUGAAUAACGACAUGGGCUUGAAGAACACAUACAGGGAAGGGCUCAAGUGGUUGAGGCGAGCGCAGGAAAGUGCGGACUUUCAGUACAAUGCGGGACCGUUUGAGCUGGGAAAGAUGCAUUUGAAGGGCUUCGGAGAUGACAUCUUCAAGGACGAGGCGUACGCGGCACAGCUGUUGACACAGAGUGCGGAGCUUGGGCACGUACAUGCCAACUUCUUGAUGGGACAGGCGUACGAGAACGGGCUAUACGGCUGUCCUCGCGACGCGGCGCUCAGUGUCCACUUCUACAAUGGAGCAGCGACAAGAGGGCACGUCGGUGGUAUGAUGGCACUUUGUGCAUGGUACAUGAUCGGCGCAGAGCCAGUGCUGGAGAAGGACGAGGCAGAAGCUUUUGCGUGGGCGAAGCAAGCUGCUGAAACAGGCGACCCAAAAGCUGAAUACGCCGUCGGAUACUUCACAGAAAUGGGCAUCGGAUGCCGCCGGGACCCUCUCGAAGCAAAUAUGUGGUACGUCCGCGCCGCAGACCAAGGCAACGACACCGCAACGCAACGUCUCGCCAUCAUCCGCGCAGCCGCAUCCGGUGAUCCAGGCAUCCCAAUGGGCAAGACGGAAGCGCGAGCGAAGGAGCUCAAUGGCGGGAAGAAGAAGUUUAUGGGAAUCUUUUGA
Messenger RNA from Fulvia fulva, 2148 nucleotides. RefSeq names its product Chitin synthase regulator 2. Lineage: Eukaryota; Fungi; Ascomycota; Dothideomycetes; Mycosphaerellales; Mycosphaerellaceae. Gene Ontology annotation, molecular function: protein binding. Bases 1 to 2148 code for a protein of 715 amino acids. The transcript is spliced from 2 exons. The record is from RefSeq and is a predicted model, not a curated record.